Messenger RNA from Rhinichthys klamathensis goyatoka, 2900 nucleotides. RefSeq names its product signal transducer and activator of transcription 5a (gene stat5a). Gene Ontology annotation, biological process: growth hormone receptor signaling pathway via JAK-STAT; regulation of transcription by RNA polymerase II; defense response. Gene Ontology annotation, molecular function: RNA polymerase II cis-regulatory region sequence-specific DNA binding; DNA-binding transcription factor activity, RNA polymerase II-specific. Lineage: Eukaryota; Metazoa; Chordata; Actinopteri; Cypriniformes; Leuciscidae. The record is from RefSeq and is a predicted model, not a curated record. The coding region runs from base 238 to 2592 and encodes 784 amino acids. The transcript is spliced from 20 exons.
CGAGAGAGCGAGAGGAGGGGUAGAAGAAGCACAUGAAAAACUGCAUAACCCACUGCUGGUUGAGAUAGACGGGGCAGAAAGGUUGCCUUUCUGGGUCGUAGCCGCUAACUGGAGCUUUGCUGUACUUUUAUGCGAAACGACAGCGGAUUUAGAAGACCUGCCGAGGUUUUCCAGGUUUCCUCUCCAAAAGUUCCUGUUCUUAGAUGGUAACAGAGAUCUUGAGAUAAGAGAGAGAAAAUGGCAGUGUGGAUCCAGGCCCAGCAGCUGCAGGGAGAUGCUCUGCACCAGAUGCAGUCUCUCUACGGGCAACACUUCCCCAUAGAGGUGCGACACUACCUGUCCCAGUGGAUAGAGGGACAACUCUGGGAUGCGAUAGAUUUAGAGAACCCUCAAGAAGAAAUUAAAGGCAAGCGUUUAUUGGACAACCUGAUCCAGGAACUACAGAAGAAAGCAGAGCAUCAAGUGGGAGAGGACGGCUUCUUACUCAAGAUCAAAUUAGGACAUUAUGCUUCACAGCUGAAGAGCACAUAUGACCGCUGUCCUCUGGAGUUGGUGAGAUGUAUCAAACACAUCCUGUACACGGAGCAAAGACUCGUCAGAGAGGCGACUAAUUCAAGCUCACCGGUGGGCGGGGUGAUGGACAGCAUGUCGCAGAAGUACCAUCAGAUAAACCAGGUGUUUGAGGAGCUCAGAAUAUUGACUCAGGACACAGAGAAUGACCUCAGAAAACUACAGCACAACCAGGAGUACUUCAUUAUACAAUACCAGGAGAGCCUCAGAAUACAGGCUCAGUUAUCAAGCCUGGCCACGCUGCCUCCAGCAGACCGACAGCUACGAGAGCCCAGCCUGCUCAGCAAGAGAGCCACAGUAGAGGCCUGGCUGACCCGAGAGGCCAACACCCUGCAGAAAUACAGACUGGGCUUGGCAGAGAAACACCAGAAGACACUGGCAUUGCUACGGAAACAGCAGACGGUGAUUCUUGAUGACGAGCUGAUUCAGUGGAAGAGACGUCAACAGCUGGCUGGAAACGGCGGGCCGCCUGAGGGAGGACUGGACAUACUGCAGUCAUGGUGUGAGAAGCUAGCAGAAACCAUUUGGCAGAAUCGUCAGCAGAUCCGGAGGGCGGAGCAUCUGAGACAGCAGCUGCCCAUUCCUGGCCCCAUCGAAGAGCUGCUGACCGAACUCAACAGCACCAUCACGGACAUCAUCUCAGCUUUAGUCACCAGUACCUUUAUCAUCGAAAAGCAGCCUCCUCAGGUGCUGAAAACACAAACUAAAUUUGCUGCGACAGUGCGUUUGCUGGUAGGUGGCAAACUCAACGUGCACAUGAACCCACCGCAGGUCAAAGCCACCAUCAUCAGCGAACAACAGGCCAAGGCCUUGCUCAAGAAUGAAAACACCAGAAAUGACAGCAGUGGCGAGAUCUUGAAUAACAACUGUGUGAUGGAGUACCACCAGACCACAGGCACCCUCAGUGCACACUUUAGAAACAUGUCUCUGAAGCGGAUCAGGCGUUCAGACCGCCGAGGAGCGGAGUCUGUUACAGAGGAGAAGUUUACCAUUUUGUUUGAAUCACAGUUCAGUGUUGGCGGAAAUGAGCUGGUAUUUCAGGUUAAGACUCUCUCUUUGCCUGUGGUGGUAAUUGUCCAUGGAAGUCAAGACAACAAUGCUACAGCCACAGUUCUAUGGGACAAUGCAUUUGCUGAGCCGGGACGGGUGCCCUUUAUUGUGCCUGACAAGGUGUUAUGGCCGCAGUUGUGUGAGGCUCUGAAUAUGAAGUACAAGGCAGAAGUGCAGUCAAAUCGAGGUCUGUCCGAGGAGAAUCUCGUCUUCCUCGCUCAGAAAGCCUUCAGCAGCUCCAGCGUCAACUCAGAGGAAUACCGCAACAUGACCAUGACCUGGUCACAGUUUAACAGGGAGAGUUUACCAGGCAGGAACUUCACAUUUUGGCAGUGGUUUGAUGGUGUCAUGGAACUUACUAAAAAACACCUGAAGCCCCACUGGAAUGAUGGAGCAAUUCUUGGCUUUGUGAAUAAACAGCAAGCUCAGGACAUGCUGAUGUCCAAACCCAACGGAACCUUCCUGUUGCGCUUCAGUGACUCGGAAAUCGGUGGCAUCACCAUAGCCUGGGUGGCAGAGAACCCUAACAAAGCAGGGGAAAGGAUGGUGUGGAACCUCAUGCCAUACACAACCAAAGACUUCUCUAUCCGCUCCCUGGCAGAUCGCAUCAGUGACCUGAAUCAUCUACUGUACCUCUAUCCCGACCGGCCCAAAGAUGAGGUCUUCUCCAAAUACUACACCCCUCCACUGUCUAAAGCUGUGGACGGAUACGUCAAACCACAGAUCAAACAAGUAGUGCCAGAGUUUGCGACACCUAACCCUGACCCUGCAGCAAACCCCAACUACAUGGACCAUGCGGCAUCUCCAGCUGUCAAUCCUCAGCACACUUAUGGACUCUAUCCUCCCAUUGUUGACCCUAUGCUGGACCCUGAUGGCGAUUUCGAUCUGGACGACACCAUGGAUGUAGCGAGGCAUGUAGAGGAACUGCUCCGUCGACCGAUGGAGGGCCAGUGGAGCGGCCAGCAGUCAUGACCUCUUGACCUUCGUCAUUUGUGACUUCUCUCGCUGAAUAAUGUUUUUUUUAAUCACAUUUUCUUCUCCUCUUCUUAGUGUAUUUUCCCCAUUUGUUUCUCAGUGUGGGUCUUCAUGACUUUCGGUUAUUUUUCUUUAUCUGUUUUUUCCUAUCAUCAUACCUCUUUAUUUUCCCAUCCCUUGUUUCUAUAGAAGAGAAAGGAACUAAUGGAAGAAAAAAAAAAUACUAUGAGCCUUCCUCUUAUAAAAUACCACCAAACAGUAUUGUAGAAAAAAAAGAGAGAGAUGCAUGUUAUCUCUUUUCAUUU